Molecule: messenger RNA, 1623 nt
Organism: Nanorana parkeri
Lineage: Eukaryota; Metazoa; Chordata; Amphibia; Anura; Dicroglossidae
Product: steroid 17-alpha-hydroxylase/17,20 lyase
Exons: 8
Coding region: 6-1541 (511 amino acids)
Biological process (GO): progesterone metabolic process; hormone biosynthetic process
Molecular function (GO): steroid 17-alpha-monooxygenase activity; heme binding; iron ion binding
Source: RefSeq, a predicted model, not a curated record
CCAGCAUGAUUGUGUGGCUUGGCUGUGCUUUGCUUCUAGUCUCAGUGCUAUUCCUCAUCUCUUUCUGGAGAAUGGGAUUCAGGAGCCAUGGAGAUGUAAAGUACCCCAAGAGCUUACCGUCAUUGCCUGUCAUCGGGAGUUUACUCCACCUUGGAAAUCAUCUGCCUCCACACCUUCUCUUCUGUAACCUGCAGAAGAAGUAUGGCAGCCUAUACUCUUUUAAGAUGGGUUCCCACUAUGUAGUUGUAGUGAAUAACCAUGAGGAUGCCAGAGAGGUCUUGCUGAAGAAGGGAAAAGCAUUUGCUGGGAGACCCCGCACAGUGACAACCGAUAUUUUGACAAGAGAUGGCAAGGACAUUGCAUUUGCAGACUAUAGUCCCAGCUGGAAGUUUCAUCGUAAAAUGGUUCAUUCAGCGCUGUGUAUGUUCGGUGAAGGAACCGUUGCUAUUGAGCACAUCAUUUCCCGUGAAGCUUCCUCGUUGUGUCAGACGCUCGCCUCCUUCCAGACAAUCCCUUUGGACAUGGCUCCAGAGCUCAUCCGAGCUGUCACUAAUGUGGUCUGCUCCUUGUGCUUCAAAACCAGAUACAAGAGAGGAGAUGCAGAGUUUGAGACCAUGCUGAAGUACAGUAAAGGCAUAGUGGACACAGUGGCCAAAGACAGCUUGGUGGACAUAUUUCCUUGCCUUCAGAUAUUUCCAAACAAGGAUCUAGACAUCUUGAGGCAGUCAGUGGCAGCUCGAGAUCAACUUCUCUAUAAGAAACUAAAAGAACAUAAGGAUGCGUUUUCUGGGGAAACUGUCAAUGACUUGAUGGAUGCUCUUCUCAAAGCCAAAUUAAGCAUGGAAAACAACAAUAGCAACAUACCACAAGAUGUGGGGCUGACGGAGGAUCACAUCCUCAUGACUGUAGGGGAUAUAUUUGGAGCAGGAGUGGAGACCACAUCUACAGUUUUGAAAUGGGCUGUUGCAUAUUUACUACACUAUCCAGAGGUCCAGAAGAAAAUCCAGGAAGAGCUGGAUGCAAAGGUCGGGUUUGAAAGAUAUCCACUCCUCAGUGACAGGAAAAUCCUUCACUAUACAGAGGCUGCCAUCUCUGAAGUACUGCGAAUUCGUCCUGUAUCACCAUUGCUUCUUCCGCAUGUGGCUUUAAAAGAUUCCAGUAUUGGAGAAUACACCAUUCCUAAGGAAGCCCGUGUGGUUAUUAACCUCUGGUCUCUACACCAUGAUGAGAAGGAAUGGGUGAAUCCAAACCUCUUCAAUCCAGAUCGAUUCUUGGAUAAAGAUGGAAACCGUCUCUACUCCCCAAAUCAGAGCUUUCUACCCUUUGGAGCAGGGAUACGUGUGUGUCUCGGAGAAGCCCUGGCCAAAAUGGAGAUCUUUCUGUUUCUGUCCUGGAUCCUCCAGAGGUUCACACUGGAGGUACCAGAAGGGGACCCACUGCCAGACCUGGAAGGGAAGUUUGGUGUUGUUCUUCAGGUGAAACCGUUUAGAGUUAUUGCUAAAAUGAGAGAAGUGUGGAAGAACAUAGAAAUCACUACAUAAUUACGAUGCCGUGCCACAUUUCAUUUCACCUUUAACUGAACAGAAAAAGGUACAACCCCAUAGUGAUGUUGGCUUGAUGGCA